CCAGUUCAUACUAGUAGGUUACAACAAGUACAGUUAAUUUGUUCCCAGAAGUCAUGUGCUCGUGCUUUGUCUUGGGCUUUGAGCUGCAGACGGAGAGGGACCGCCCCUCCUCACAGGUUUACCUGUGACACACAGGUGGAGCUGCUCACAUUACAGAGAAGGACCGGAGAGGAGAACGUUACUGGCACAUUUACACUCUGCGGUUACUGCGGCGGUCUGGUUUUAAUCGUUUCCUUUUGGCGUGACUUUGCUCUGUUUUACUGCCAUCACCGACUGAUGGAAAGCUGCUGCUAGGGCCACCUGGCAGGAUGUCCUUCGUUAGCCUGCGAGCUACAGUCAGAUAACAAUUAAUCUCUACAAUUAAGAGGACACACGUCACCAGCCUCCUCUACUGAUGGCCUUUUUACGGCAGCUGAAACUUCUUCUCUGGAAGAAUGGACUGGCAGUUAUCAGACGGCCGCUGUGGUCCCUGACUCUGAUCAUCUGGCCUCUGAUCAUCUUCAUCAUCAUCGCUGUGACCCGCAACCAGUUCCCUCCCAUAAUUAAAGAUACAUGUUAUGUGGGACCCAGGAACCUCCCCAGCGCCGGCGUCUUGCCGUUCCUGCAGACCCUCAUGUGCAACACAGACAGCAGCUGUCACAACAAAUCACGCCUGCUGGACCCAAACGCAUCACAGAAGAGCCCUCCACGGGGAAAAAGGUCGAAUAAAGAGCCUGACAGAUCUCCGCUGGAGUCCAUCAGUCAGGGAUCAGAUUUUUUCAACCUCCCUUUCCCAAAGAACUCCAUCGAUGACGCUGAAGCUCUGAUUAAGUUGCUGAACAAGUUCAUGGGUCCGUCCAGCCAGGGGAGCUCUCAUAAUGUGACUCGCAUGAAUACCACUUUUCCGGAAGAUCAGGAAUCCUUCAACGAAAUGUUUGAGUCGAUGAACAUGUUGAAGAGAGCGAUCUGCACCGUAACGCUGCCCAUCAUAAACACAACACAACCCAACGCCCUCUGCUACGCUGUGGUCACUUUCUGCAAGUCCAACAACACUGUGUUUGAAGUGUCACUCAACACACUCAAUCAGGUACUGAAGGAGUUGAUGGCGGACCAACCGGAUGCGAUGAUGACGGCGGCCGGGGCGGCAAUGAUGGUGUUCGAUAAGCUGCAGAAUCAGACGUCGCUGUGGGAAACCCUUCUAGCCGUCCCUCAGCUCUUCUCUUCUGGUUCUGUUGACCAGUUUCUGAACAGCGCAGAGGUUCUUCUCACCAACCUACAGAGCGUCAUGCGUGUUUUCCAGCACAAUUUCCCUGAAGCCGGUGCAGCACUUUCCCCGUUGCAUCCCCUCCUCGCUGGAGGCAGCAGCCUGAUUCACUACGCUCAAAGCUGGCCUGGCAGAGAUGUGUCCAUUUCCCUCGGAGACGUUGUCACGUUGCAAAAUGACUCACUAAGUGAAGUUGUGAGACGUGUUCUACAAGAGGUCCAAAUACCACUGGACAAGGCUAUUGGCCUGACUCUGGACCGAGACAUGGUUCGUUCACACUUGUGUGACAACAGCAGUAACCCACUGUGGCUAAUGGCUGCGUGCAGCACAGGAACUGUGGACAUGCUUCUGGGCUGGAUCAACCCUGAUAUGGUGGCAAAGCAGGUAAUUACAUGCAUGUUUUCACCAGCUCUCCUGGCGUGGAGUAAGGAUGUUGCUCUCCAUGAUUUGUCCUUCGCUAAAGAGCUGCUGCACGGCCUGAUGGGAGGUCCGUCCCCAGGAGGACAGGGAGGCUCCAACAGCACGAGACACCAGCGUAGCGUAGAAACACAGCCACUAAACAUUGAUGAAGAACUUUUGUACUUUAUCUUGAUUCUGGCUUUGUGCUUUGGCAGGUUUUUGGAGGUCGGUCAUGUGAUCAUGGAGAUUAUAAAAACGGUGCCAGAGCUGCAGAUGGUUGUCCAGAGCAUCCUCAAUACUGGCUUCCAGUCCAUGCAGUCAGGAACACUCGCCCUGGAUAUUGUAGAAGAAAUGAUGGACAAUGUCCUGAAAGACGCAGAUCAACUCCAAAUGGCUUAUCGAACGUUGCUGACAAACCCAUCUGAGGCAGGUGUUUGGCUUGGUCAUCUCCUGGACAGCGUGAUGGAAAGUAUCACCAAGAUUCUGUCACAUCCAUCUUUAACAUGUGAGGAUGUUUUGGAUCCCUUUGAGUGGCUUUUCAACACAAAGAGCGUAAAGAUGGAGGUGUGGAGAUCUUUCAUCUGUCAGAACAACUCGGCUCUACAGGAAGCGCUGCUGAUGGACUGGCUGCCAUUACAAGUGAAAAAUAGCUUAAAAGCAUAUAUUUGUAUGUACAUACAACAGUGUUAUGGAGCGAUACUAACUUUUUAUAUUAUGUUUCUUAAGGGACAAGAUUUGUGGUCGGCCCUGACAGUCCAAAGUGACGACAACGUGACACUUCCCAUGAUUCUCUCUGAGUGGCACAAGCUCGGCAAUAACAGUCUGCAGCUCGGCAUGCUUUUGGGAAAAGUGACAACAGAGUUGGGUGGAGCAUACUGGAUGAACUGGAUGCCAGAAAACAGCACUAAUGAUGUUACUGCAACUCUUCAACAAAGUGUUUUCAUGACCAUGAUGAGUUUCGGAGAAAAGAUUGAGGAGAGUGAGCUGUGGCCUGAGGUAAAGGACUAUUUCCACAUGCUUUACUGGAUUUUGAACUACAGGGCAGAUGUCACAACUCAACCAGCAAACUGUUCUAUGAACAUCAACUUCACAGCCAUUCAUUGUGAAACUGGUUUGAAAUGGCCAACGUUUGUUCAAGCCAUGACUCAGGUUUUGAUGUCACCAAACGAAGAGGUCCUGGUGAAUUUUCUCAAAGGAACUGUGAAUCUGUUGCAGCAUGUGUUCAGUGACACCUAUAAAUACCUGGCAGCAUCAGUUUUGAAACAAGAAAUCAAAGGUGGAGAUGCUCUCUCUGACUAUCUGAUAAACCUGAUAGAGAACCUGGAUGUCUUUGUCAACAAAAUCUCCAUGCUUCCUGACCAAAACGUCACUGAUAAUGUCAUGGUUCCCCUCAUCCAUAAGCUGUUAGAGUCCACAGGUCUGAGUCCACUGCUGCCUCUGCUCUUCAGUGAGGGUCCUGUCAAUGUCUCUGCAGUGAUUGAUGUUGCCUCGAAGGUCGGCAGGCUCAACCAGCACAUUUUUACCUUCAAUGAGACAGAUCCAACGCUGCCUGACCUGGAAAGGAUGAUCAUGCAGCUCCUGUCCUUGGAGGGUAACCUCACCAUGUCCCUCUCCCACAUCAUGGGACACACUCUGCUUUCCUAUUCAAAAUACUUCGACCCUGAAGGUAUGGCCCGUCUCAGAGAAGCCAUUCAGCCUUUAAUCAACCAGACCUCAUCAGGCUUCGUAGAAGCCAUCCUCAGGGCCAUGGAGCUGCUGAAGUCAGUGAUAGAUGCUCCAAACGGUGACCCAACAAAUGUCGUUCUUGGGUACUUACAGCAACUUCAGGAAUACGUGGUGUCUUUGUGUGGACUGCGAAGAAUCCAGUUACCAGGUGGGCAGCUCAGCCUAGCACAAGUCACUGACCUCCACCAACUUUCCAAAGAAUUCCUCAGCAUUCUCACCCCAGAGAGCCUUCAUCAGCUGACUCGGGUUGGACCAGAUGUUGCCCAGGACGUUGUUGCACAUAAAUUUGUACAAUUCUUACCAACUGAGGUCCAAGAUGAAGCUUUACACUUUCUCCAGGAUUUCAAAGCUCUGCAGGGCGAUGUUGCUGAAUGUGCAGAAGGCCAAAAUUGUUUGUCCGGAAUCUCAGAAAUCUUUACAUUCCUGGAUCAGAUAUUAGACAUGAUGGUCUCAGCCAACGGUAAUGUGACAGUGACAAUAGCUCCAACCAACUUAGUUCCAGGGGGGCUGGAAUUUGACGGAAUUGCAUCCACGUUCUUCUCACUCCUCCUGUCCUCUAAUGAUGCUGCCUCUGUGGAAACAUUCAAACAGACUCUUCAUUUUAUCAGAUUAGUAAUCUCUACACCAAAUAUUACUGUGUCUGAUGUCCAGAAUGCUCUGCAACAGUCAAACCUAACCCUUGAGGAGUUGAACAGCAUUGCUGCAGUAGCUGGAGCUGCCAACAUAAAUGACCUUUUGGUAAAAAUAAUGGAGAUUAUCAAUGCCCGCCAGUGUUUCGACCCACAGGAUAACCCGAUGGUGACAGCCCAGUGUGUUAUGGGACUGAUAAAUGGUGUCAGUGGUUUCCUAUCACACCUGCCCACUCUCCGUAACCACACAGCCAUCCUCUCGCUCGUCCCAUUAAUUGUCAACAAUGCUAUCAAUGAUGUUGUCCAAGGUAACUUCAGCUCCAAUCCUAACGUGGCUCUCGCACACGCCCUGAACAGCACCCUGGCCAAUAUCAAGAUGAACCUCCAGCUCAUGCACCUGAACACUCCAGAGAUCAUGAAUGAAAUGAGUAUGGUAGAGGGUCUGAUACAACUGCUCGCCAGCACAGAGCCAUUUGACAAUUUGAACAGCACCUUGCUUAUAGACUCCAAUUAUGCUCAGAAACUAUAUCUGGAGACUGUGGAAUGGUACUUGAAAAGGCUGGAAAACAUCACCAGCACAAGCUCUGUCUCAGAGCUCCUCCAACCCUUUUUCUCCCUCACACAAAUGCAAGUGACAAUGCAGCUGGCGCAGACGGAUUUCACUUUGUUCCUAAGCAAGCAGAUUGAAGUCCUGAUAAGCAGCCUCCAGUACCCAAUAGAUGGUGCAGGGGUGAGUCAAAUUGGUCAGACAACAGUUGAGAUUCUCCGACAUCUAUUUGAUGUAAUAAUGGUCAAUGUAGAGAGUCAGCUUGACCUCCAGGGCCCAAUGCCGUUCCUCAACACAACCAUUCUGAAUUGCACUGAGCACCAAGUUAAGCUUUACCUCAACCUCAUACAGACGUGGAUGCAACAACCCAACGUCCCAUUAGUCUUCAGUAGCAUGCUCCAAUGGGGAAAUCCCUCCAUAAAUAUCUCCAACCCUGUGACAGACCUCCAGCACCUGCUGGAGAUGACGGCUAAUUUCCUCAGUGAUGAUCAACAGGCCUACGUCUCCAUCAUCAGAAACAUCACCAUGUCCCUGAGCAAAGCCCUGAUGGUGGGAGAGCAACCAGGUGGCCUACAGAGUGACCACUUCUUAGCUGCCAUCUUGGAAGCCGUCCAAAGAGCUAUGCAGAUCCUGACCACAGCCACGGGCCCCCUGCCGCCAUCAGUACAGCAGAACAUCCUGGAAAUCGUGCAGGACUCACUUAUGCUCAUUCUCCAACCAGACAUAAGUUUUGAGUCAGCACGUAACAUCUCCCUCCUAAUCCUCAAGAGGGCUGAGAGCGUCAUCCAAGAAACAAUACCAGAAAUGUUUGCUGAAUACCUGCUUUCUGGAGUCCAAAUAGCAGCCACAUACUUUAAGAGCAUCUCUGCUGCCGGUGGACCAGACAGCUGGAAUAUGUUGAUUCUUGAUGAGAUGCAAACAGUCCAGAGCCUCCUGCCUCCAAACAGCACAGCCCAGGCCUACGUCUCUGUCCUCAUUCAGAUCACUCACUUUAUCUUGGAGUCCGGCCAAGGCAACAUGACUCUCUGGGAAAGCUUUGAAAAUGCAUCAGAAGAAAAUUUGCCCUACAUUUUGGGCAAGAUGGGCAAACUCUUUGGCAUGCUGUGGUCACUUGUCACAGGCUCACACACAACUGCUCCAUCUCUGGACAGCUUUGCCCACCUUGUUCCAGUCCUGGAGCAGGUGAUGACUGGGGAGGCAGAUCAAGACACGUGGAACAAACUUGAAAAGAUCCUGGAGGCUGUACUGUCAACCCUGAAAGGAACAGAGCUUUGGGAAAGUCUCCAAUAUGUUGUCCCACUGUUUGAGGAAAUCAUAGGAUAUCAGGUGGACACCACACAAGCAGAAAAUGUGUUGAUACGAAGCCUUCAGAUGCCUCUGGUGACCCUGAUGAGAGAAAUGGCAGACUCUGUGAAUUCCAGUCGUUUUAACUUGUCCGAGGCGGUAGAAAGAAUGCAGCUUGCCAUUGAAGACACGGUGCAGGCAGCCCAGCAGGCUAAUGGCACGUUGGAGUGCAGUGAAGUUCUCACAGUAUGGGAGCCGGUGAGAGAGGCGACGGGGUUAAGCCACGCCGCCAUCGCUAUGUGGUGCAACAUCAACCUGCAGCCUGUUUUGGAGGCUUAUAGUGAAGAAGAGGCUGACUACGCCCACAUGAACAUGAGUCACACGGGUAUGGCUCCACUGACUGUGAGCGCCGUAGCUGCCAGGAUCGUCAUGGCUGCACAGUCUCUGUACCAUGUCGAAAUGAACAACACACUCGUGACAGACCAGCUCAUCACAGCUUUCUUCAACCAGCUCUCUAAGCUUGAAGGCCAGCCUCUGAGCCCCGAGGCACAGCUUCACUGGUACAAGCAGCUCCAAGACACGCUGUUGAAAAACAGUUUAUCUACCUUCAAAAUGAUCUCAGACGAGCUGCUAAAAGAGGCUCCAUUCAUGCAGCCGUACAUCAAAGCUAUGGAGAAAGCUCUGAGACACGUCCUGGACAACUACCACCUUAUUGGAGACAACAACUCAUCCCAAUAUGUCUUUGAAGAAGCAGCAACGAUGCUCCUCUCCUGCACAAACAUCACAUCAGACCAUUUCUUCGCCAUGAUGCGGGGAAACGCUUCUACAUUUGAUGCACCGUCUCUCGCUGACACCAUGAGGGAAGCUGUCAAGAUGCUGAUUGACAUGAAGAUAUUUGGGGAUUCGCCUAGGAUUUACCAAGCCUUGCAGCAUUUCCUGGCAUCCAACGAGUCAAGCAUGGUUGUGCAGAAGGUGGCUGAGAUGAUUGAAUGGUUGGGCUCCACACCAGCGUCUGGCCUGGAUCUGCUGACUCAGGCUCUUCCUAAAAUCUACGACAUCAUGCGGCCUCUCUUGUCUCUCCUGACCCAGAUGAGCAUGGACAUGCCGGGAGACAUGGGGCUGUUUGCAGACCUGGCUGGAAACACAAUUGCAAUGCUGAGGCAGCUUGUAGUCACCAGUGGUCACCCGCCCCCCCCGGUCCAGCCCCCAAUUAUGAUCGGGCCGGAUAUGAUAGGCAGCAACCACACAGGGAGGGUCCGAAGGAGACGCGAGGCCCAGAUGAUGCUGCCGAGGGAACCCAUGGAUGACUUCAUAGACCUCUUCCUGAUUGACUACCCGACUAUGUUCAGAGCCAUCUCUGUCCCUGUUAGCACAGCAGAAAUCAUGGACACAGUCAGCAUGUUCUUUGCCAAUCCUGAUCUGGCCGUCGUGAUGAAGGGAGCGACCAGAUUCAUGCCGUGGAGCUUGAACGCCUCUCGAGAAGACGCCAUCGAUGCUGCUCUUGGGUUGCUCUCCGUCGUCACUCUCCCCAACGCAUUUGAGAUGUCGCCAUCAAUGGAUCUCCUGAUGAAUGCUGUCAACAUGCUUCCCAACAGCCUUCCAUUCUCCUCGGUGCUUAAAAACAUCACAAGAACUCUUCUCAGUGAAUCUGAAGGGAACCUGAUGCUCAUGCAGGACACCAUCCAAACAGCCAUCGAGCUCUUCCAGAUCAACCAGACAGACCCGAGAUUCAAAGAGCAACUUGAACACCUGGGAUCCAAGGUGUGCGCCUUGGAGAACACAGAGACGGUGCGUGUGCUGAUGCAGGCGUUCUCCAUUCAGCCCGGUCAGCUGUGUCGCACUUUCCUACCCAGCCUGCAGAUGUUGAUUGAGAACCUGACGGUGAACGUGUCCUCUGUGACGGACGCCAUCUUCCAGGUCCUCAUCGGAGACCCGAAAACCUACAAUGUGAAGGCAGACUGGGCGUCUGUGUUGAGUCAAGGUUUGGACUUAAACUCCAGCAGCUUGAGCUCUUUCAACAUUAACGUCUCCUCCCCAGGAGUGGUAACAGUCGGUGAGAUGCUGAGGAAUAAAGCAGCCUUCAUUGCAGAUGUUCAGAAGCACAUGGCUUUUGAUCCAGCUGCUCUGCAGCUCCUGAUGGAAACCACACUACCAAACAACAACUUAGAGAUCCUGUCCUGGUUGGUGAACCUGCGUCACUGCGACUCGGCGGCAGCCAUGAAAAUGGAGCAGACCGACCUGGUGAUCUUAGAGACCUUCUGCUCGAUGACUGUUGAACAGUGGUACAGUUUCUCUCUGCUGAUGGCUCGACAUCUCAACAUGGAGAAACUCAUCUACAGAAUGGUGUUGCCUGCAGAGCUGCAGAGCCUGAUGGGAGUUAUGCUCCAGGUGGCCGAGGCUAUAACCAAGACGAUUCACACCAUCGUUCCUGCCAUCGGUCAGAUUCAGGGCUUGAUGCGCUCUGUCAAAGAACUCAACCUGGACACCAACCAAGAAUUUCAUGACAUGUCGAGAGGAUCGAAGGGAACCAUCUCCAGCCGAUCUUCAUUCGUCACGCUGUCUCGAGCGUUGUGCAGUAAAGGGAUCCUGGCUCUGCUCGGGAUCUCCAAACUCCCCGUCGCUCCUGAGUCCAACUCCUCCUUCCCCGACCACCGCCAGCGGGACGAGAUGAUCGAGAGGUUCAAGAUCCCAAAAAGUGCCACUCCGUUCUGCAUGAACAUGUACCUGGACAUGGUUAACACCACAGGAGGAGCCAUUGCCUGGGCCUUCCUCAAACCCAUGCUGAUGGGUCAGAUCCUCUACACCCCUGACACCCCCGUCACCAGGGCCAUCAUGGAGAAGGCGAACACCACCUUGCAGGAGUUUGGAAAUCUGAGGAAGCACUCCGAGGACUGGCUCGAUUCCACCAACUACAUCAUAAAGUCUGCCGAGCUCCUCAGCCACACUUUGCCAAUGCUGCAGAAUUCCCUCGGCAAUUCCUUUGUUCAGAAUUUCAUUGAGAUGCAGACAGACAUCAAUGUUGGCAGAAUGAAGGAGACGCUCAGCAACUUCUCUAAUAUGACGGCUAUGCUGGAGAAAAACAAACAGGUAAUGAAUCAGAUCACCACCUUGUCUACCCUGAUGAUGGACAUCUCUUCCUGUAUCAAGUUUGACCGUUACCGUGGUUACGACUCCGCUGAGGAGCUCGACAGCGUGGCUCAGGACCUCGCCAAGAACCGGGACCUCUACGCAAGUGUCGUCUUCAAGCUUCCUGAAGACGAGGACUCAUCCAGAAAACGUCAGGCCAGGUCUUCAUCCUCCUCCUCGUCCCCCCUGCCUCCCAAAGUCAGCUACACCAUCCGCAUGCACAUGGACAACGUCAUGCGGACUGACAGAGUCCGGAACUCUUAUUUCAUCAAGGACAACUACAUCUCAGCCGCACGGACGAUGCGCUACAACCGGGGCUUCAUCUACCUGCAGGACCAAAUCGAGAGGGCCAUCAUCGAGACCCAGACGGGACACAGAGUCACAGACACGGCCGUCCAGCUGCAGCCCUUCCCUUAUCCCUGCCACCCCCGGGACGAGUACCUGGAGGCCAUCUCUUUUGUCUUCCCACUCAUGCUCAUGAUAGCCUGGGUGCUGUUCGUGGCUGACUUCGUGAAGAAACUGGUGCAUGAGAGAGAACUGAGGCUGCACGAGUACAUGAAGAUGAUGGGAGUCAACCCGGUGAGCCACUUCUUCGCCUGGUUCCUGGAGUGUGCCGCCUACCUGGUGACGACCAUCUUCAUCCUGACGCUGGUGCUGAAGUACGGCCGCAUCCUGCCCCACAGCGACGGCUUCAUCCUCUUCCUCUACCUCUGUGAUUACGGUCUGAGCAUCCUGUCCUUCAGCUACCUGGUCAGCUCCUUCUUUGACAAGACCUACAUCGCCGGCCUCAGCGGCAGCCUGCUCUACAUCGUCUGCUUCUUCCCCUAUAUCGUGGUCGUCGCCCUGGAGACAAAUCUCACCUUUUCCCAGAAGAGCGCCCUGGGUUUGUUUUCCCCGACGUGUUUCAGUUAUGCCAGUCAAUACAUCUCUCGCUACGAGUCUCAGGGAGAAGGCAUUCACUGGAGCAACUCGUACACCUCGCCCAUCGCUGGAGACACGGCUUCGUUCGGGUGGCUCUGCUGGCUGUUGCUCAUAGACUCCAUCCUCUACUUCAUCAUCGGGAUCUACAUCCGCAUGGUGUUCCCAGGAAAGUACGGGAUCCCUGCCCCGUGGUACUUCCCGUUCAAAGCCUCCUUCUGGGCCGAGCUGUGCUGCUGCGUCAAGUCAAACAGUAAAGUGGGCCGAGGACUCCUUUUCACCAACAUCAUGCAGAAAAACCAGCCUGUCUUCUCCGACGACAAGGGAAAAGGCCAGAGCGCUCUCUCCUCCCAGGCCGGGGAAGAUUUCUCAGAGCUCCCAGUGGGCGUCGCCCUCCACGGUCUCAGCAAGAUCUAUGGCGAGCGAGUCGCUAUUGAAAACCUUAAUGUCUCCUUCUACGAGGGCCAUGUCACCUCCCUGCUCGGCCACAAUGGAGCCGGCAAGACCACCACCAUGUCUCUCCUGACCGGCCUCUUCGCCCCAACAUCUGGCACCAUAGAGGUGUACGGCAGAGACAUGCAGGACAACAUCGAAGACGUCCGUAAAGAGCUCGGGGUGUGCAUGCAGUAUGACGUCCUCUUUGACCACAUGACCGCCAAGGAGCACCUGCUGCUGUACGGCCAGAUCAAAGCCCCCUACUGGUCACAGAAGCAACUGCAUGAGCAAGUCCGCACGAUCCUAGAGGAGACAGGCAUGUAUGCUCACAGACACAAGCGGGUGGGCACCCUGUCGGGAGGCAUGAAGCGCAAGCUGUCAAUCUCCAUCGCCUUCAUAGGGGGCUCUCGCUUGGUGGUUCUGGAUGAACCCACCACAGGAGUCGAUCCCUGCUCCAGGCGCAGCAUCUGGGACAUUGUUAUCCAGCACAAGAAAAAUCGCACCGUCAUCAUGUCCACCCACCACCUGGAUGAGGCUGAAGUACUGAGCGACCGCAUCGCCUUCCUGGAGAGAGGAGGACUGAAAUGCUGCGGAUCCCCGUUCCACCUGAAGGAGAAGCUGGGUCAGGGCUACAAACUCACUCUCACCAAGAAGAGGCAGAACCUAGCAUCUGAGCCGAUUGACAACUCUGAAAUGAAGGCCUUCAUCCAGGCUCAUGUACCAGAAGCAAGACUGAAGGAGGCCCAGGGCCGGGACCUGGUCUACUCCCUGCCCCCCUUCACCUCCUCCAACGCCUCCUCAUACCGCUCCCUGCUGACCGCGCUGGACUCCAACCUGGAAGCCCUGCAGCUGGGUGGAUAUGGGAUCUCUGACACCACCCUAGAGGAGGUGUUCCUCCAGUUGACUCACGGGAACACAGAAGACGGGGACGGCCCGCUGUCUAUCUCCGAGACCAUUUCUGACACUGAUUCUAUUGCCAGCUUCUCUUCAGACUCCAAUGGAGGCUACUCCAACUUUGGUGACAAGAUCAAGCUCACCGGUCCCUCCGUGCUGCGUGGCGUGGCCCUGGCCUGGCAGCAGAUGGCAGCCAUCCUGAUCAAGAGGUUCCACCACUGCCGCAGAGACUGGAAGGGCCUGAUCUCCCAGAUCCUGCUCCCUGUCCUGUUCAUGGUGUGUGCGAUGGGCCUCGGAUCCAUCAAGAGCGACCUGUUGCACUAUCCGGAGCUGGAGCUCAGCCCUGCGCUCUACAACUUAGGACCAAGCUUCUCUUUUGCCAGUAACCAAAAUCCCAACUCCCACAAGCUGAUGGACGCCAUGAUGUCAUUCCCGGGGAUCGAUAACGCCUGCCUCGACAAGUCCGAUAACCCGGUCUGCACAAGAACCACAGCCUGGAGUUCCGGAGGGAACCGCUCCAAAGCAUUUAGCGUCUGUAAAUGCACCCGUCAGGAACAGAUCUGUGAUGGUCACAGCUUCAGUCCGCCUCAGAAGAAGAUCCCUUCAUCUCAGACCGUGUUUGACCUGAGUGGCGUCAAUGUGGAGAACUACCUGGUGGCCACAGCUAAUGACUUCCUCAGGAACAGAUAUGGUGGUUUCUCUUUUGGCGUGCCGCUCCCUGCCGACUUGAAAAUGGAUGUAACGGAGGUGCCCAAAAACCGCACUCUGUCCAAGGUUUGGUUCAACCCAGAGGGCCAUCACACAAUGCCAGCAUACUUAAACAGCCUCAACAACAUCAUCCUACGCGCCAAUCUCCCUGCAGACAAGGAUCCACGUAAAUAUGCCAUUUCACUUUCCAGUCAUCCCUACUUCGGCCGGGCGGAUGAUGAAGAUUCAGUUGUCCAGGGAAUUCUGCAGAUCCUCGUGGCUAUGUGUGUGCUGACGGGUUUCUCCAUCACCACCGCCAGCUUCGCCAUCUAUGAAGUCAGCGAGCACCACAGCGGCUCCAAGAGGCUCCAGCACAUCUCUGGUAUCAGCGAGCCUUUCUACUGGGUCGUCAACUUCCUGUUUGACAUGGUCAUGUAUUUAAUCCCUGUGGCCUUGACUGUUGCUGUGAUCGCAGCCUUCCAGAUUCCAGCAUUCACAGAUCGGCAAAAUCUAGGUGCCGUGGCCCUGCUCCUGGUGCUCUUUGGGUUUGCCACCUUCCCCUGGAUGUAUCUGUUAUCAGGCGUCUUCAGGGAUGCAGAGAUGGCCUUCAUCGCCUAUGUGUGCAUCAACCUCUUCAUCAGCGUCAACACCAUCAUGUCCUCCUCCACCAUAUACUUCCUGGGUACACUUUCAGCUCGGGACCCGGCGGACAUCAUGUUGCUGUUCGAGAGGCUGUGCAACUUCUUCCUAAUCUUCCCUCAGUUCAACUUUGGGAACGGGCUGAUGAAGCUGGCCAGGAUGAACAUCGAGGUGCAGCUGCUCGGGGGCUACGGCAUCGACGCCUACAGGAACCCGUUUUCAAUAGAAGCCCUGGGUGGGAUGUUCAUCGCCUCCUUCGUUCAAGGCGUGGUCUUCUUCACGCUGCGCCUCCUGCUCAACAGGUUCCUCAUACGCAAAGUCAGGAAUCUGAUUUGUAGCAAGAAGACGGUGCCACAGGCUGCCUGUGGGAACGAGGAUGAGGACGUGGUGGCGGAGCACCAACGAGUGUCCAGUGGAGCCGCCAGCACAGACGUACUGCAGGUCAACCAGCUGAGUAAGAUCUACCAACACCUCAACAAGAAGGUCCACGCUGUCAAGAGGCUCUCUGUGGGCAUCCCUGCAGGAGAGUGCUUUGGUCUGCUGGGAGAGAACGGAGCAGGAAAAACUACCACCUUCAAGAUGCUAACUGGAGACGUCAGCCCCACUGAUGGCACAGCACAGAUCAGGGACCGGGACGGGCGCUUGGUAGACAUCAUGGAGUGCCGUAACGAGGGAAUUAACAUCGGCUACUGUCCCCAGGUGGACGCACUGGACAAUCUGCUCACUGGAAAAGAGCACUUGUACUUCUACGCUCGCAUCCGAGGCAUCUCAAAGAGAGAGAUAGACGGGGUGGUGAGCUACCUACUGAAGAGGCUGGAGCUGGCCUACCAUAGAGACAUCAUUACUGACAGUUACAGCUGUGGCACCCGCAGGAAACUCUCCACCGCUCUGGCUCUGAUCGGGCACCCACAGAUCCUUCUCCUGGAUGAGCCCAGCUCUGGCAUGGACCCUCGCACCAAGCGCCACCUGUGGAAAAUCAUCUCUGAAGAAGUGAAAGGAAAGUGUGCCGUGGUCCUCACCUCUCACAGCAUGGAGGAGUGUGAGGCCCUGUGCAGCCGUCUUGCCAUCAUGGUGAAAGGUCAGUUCCGCUGCCUGGGCUCCCUGCAGCACAUUAAGAACAGGUUCGGCAGCGGGUUCACUGUAAAGAUGUACUUGGCCGAGGCCUCCUGUGACGCAGAGGCAAUCACUGGCUUCAUGCGGCGCCAAUUCCCCAGCACUUAUCUCAAGGACCAGCACUCCACCAUGGUGGAGUACCACAUCCCAACAGCUCCAGGAGGGGUGGCUGACAUCUUCAACCAGCUGGAGUCUAACAAGAAUGCCUUGCAGAUCAAACACUUCUCUGUGAGCCAGACCACACUGGACGAGGUCUUCAUCAACUUCGCCACUGGAAAGACGGCCUUGGAAUCCAUAUCACUUGACGGCGAGGAGGCAUGUGAUGACCUGGACUCCAUUAAGGCGAUAGAGACGUAAAGCCGACUGCCAUCUUUUUCCUUUUUGCCAUUUUGUCUGUGUCCAAUGUGAAAUAAACCUAACUGCCUGUUUAUAGUCAAUCUGCCCUUUAAUCUAUGAAUGUAAAAGAUAAGAGUUCAUGUUUUAAAAUACUGAUUAUUACUUAAAAGUGUCUUGACUGAUCACUUGAAGGAAAACUCACAUGUCUAUACUUAACCAAGUUAAACUAUUUAAUGAAAACUGAAGGACAACUGUACAUUUGCAUACAUGCACAGAUGAUAAAACUUGAUAAAUAGAAGUCUGCUAAUCACCAGGUCAUAUAGCUGUUCACUUUUACAACUCCGGAUCUUAUUAUUUAGGAAGGAUAACAUUAAUUGGGUUUGCUUUUCACUUUCUCUCUGUGGUUGGGGCACUGUUCACUUUCAGGUUAUUAUAUCAUUAUAUCAAUUGAAAAACACAAUUUUCUGUUCAGAAUCAUUUUCAUUUUACCUUGAUGUUGGAAAAUCAUGAUUUUACAUCAUGUUUAAGCACAUACCAAAUAUAUAACAGGUCUGAAGAUGUUUUUUUUUAAAUCUUACACACAUCUAAUUGUUUCUACUGGAUGAAAAUUGAAAAUAAACUCAGAAGAUCCUCAAUUUGCACCUUUUCCCUCCUCAUUAAUCCCUCCGUUAAGGACAUACCUCUCUUAGAAUGAAUGUAUAUUUAAAGGACCUUUCCUUCUUAUGGACCAGUAACAAAUUGCCUUGAAUGUAUCAUGUCUAUUUUUAUUAUUCCAAUAAAGCUAUUUUUCAAAUGCUA
Molecule: messenger RNA, 14773 nt
Organism: Centropristis striata (black sea bass)
Lineage: Eukaryota; Metazoa; Chordata; Actinopteri; Perciformes; Serranidae
Gene: abca12
Product: ATP-binding cassette, sub-family A (ABC1), member 12
Exons: 71
Coding region: 395-13996 (4533 amino acids)
Biological process (GO): lipid transport; transmembrane transport
Cellular component (GO): membrane; intracellular membrane-bounded organelle
Molecular function (GO): lipid carrier activity; ABC-type transporter activity; ATP hydrolysis activity
Source: RefSeq, a predicted model, not a curated record